UAUAUUAUAAUCGUACUUAGCUCACCUCACUGACCAAAGAACCAGCAAUUUUCCGUUUCUACUCCGCCGCUACCCGCUUUGUGAUUUUCGUCACUCAAACUCUCUUCUGCUCGUUCACGCUUUCUCAUUCAGAGGAUCGCCAUGACGGUUUCAUUGGAGAACUACCUCGUUUCGCACAUAAACCCUAACCCCACUUCGCUUAGGAAGAGAGGUUCGAACUCCAUGGCCUUAUCUAAACCUCCCACCUUUUCCUCUUUUCGUUCCGAAUCUCCUUCACUUCUCCGUCCUCGCAAGGUCACGGUUGUCGGCCACUGCAUAUCUCCCAAGUUCUUAGGACCUCGUUUUGUUUUACUCUAUCGCCAAAGGUCGAAUAAUGGAUCGGUUAUCUCAUUUGCUGCUUCACACGGAGACUCGAAGAAUUCAGAGAUUGAAGUUGAGAAAAGUGAGAGUGAUGAGCCUGACAUAGGAGCUGAGGAGUCACAGGAAGCAUGGAAACAGAUACUAGAAUCUUUCAAAGAACAGGCUAUAAAGAUGCAGGGCAUGUCUCAAGAAGCAUAUGAAUUGUACUCUAAGAAGGCAAUGGUGAUUUUAAAGGAAGCAUCAGAACAGCUAAAAAUCCAGGCAGAGAAAGCAAAACAUGAUCUUAGUAUAGUAGCAAGAGAAAUCAAUCAAGAAGGUAAAGUAUAUCUUUCUACAGCAGCAGAGAAUUCUCCUGAGCCGGUGAAGGACAUUGUGGAAACUUUUGCUUCCUCAACUGAUGAUUUGAAAGCAGUUUCUGAAGUUCGAGACUUUUACCUUGGGAUUCCAUAUGGUCUCCUGCUUUCUGUUGGCGGCUUCCUUUCCUUCAUGCUAACUGAAAACAUUGCUGCCAUUAGGUUUGGGGUUAUUCUUGGGGGUUCUCUUUUAGCCUUAAGUAUAUCAAGUUUAAGGUCAUGGAAAAGGGGAGAAUCAUUUACUCUGGCUUUGAAGGGGCAAGCAGCUAUUGCAGGCAUACUAUUUUUAAGGGAGUUACGCUUGCUUUCUCAGAGACCAUCACUUACAAGUUCUUUUACGACUUUCAUCAGCGGUGUCAUGGUGGCCUUCUAUUUGUAUAGGAUCAUGUUAAAUGGUGGUCAGAAGAAAGGGCCAAGCUUGGGAUAUGGGUCAGAAAAUUAGUAUGCUUAUGCAAGGUAGAAGAAAGGAAGAAGGUUUAUGUCGUGCCCCACCUGUACUGUAUGGUUGUUGGACCAAGUGACAGCCUUGAGGAAAAGAUGCAUGAACAAAAUGGGCCAGCACAAUAAUAUGGAGAAUAUGCCCACCUUUCUGGGGAGGCCGAUGCUACUUCCAUCCUAUUUACAUUGUCUCGGGCUCUCGUUCUCAGGAGUUUGUGUUUCGGAGAGUGCUCUUUUUUUCUUAGUUUAUUUUCGAUAUUGUAUAUCCACAUCCAGACAUCUUCAAGGGGUUUACUAAUAAUCAAUUUAUCCAUUGUUUAGUGGGAUCAGUC
Messenger RNA from Nelumbo nucifera (sacred lotus), 1483 nucleotides. RefSeq names its product protein FATTY ACID EXPORT 3, chloroplastic. The record is from RefSeq and is a predicted model, not a curated record. Gene Ontology annotation, cellular component: chloroplast inner membrane. NCBI's taxonomy places the organism in Eukaryota, Viridiplantae, Streptophyta, Magnoliopsida, Proteales, Nelumbonaceae. Gene Ontology annotation, biological process: fatty acid transport. Gene Ontology annotation, molecular function: fatty acid transmembrane transporter activity.